AUGUCCACUCCAAACCUGGCAUCUCCGGACCCUCGUCCUGAGGCCUCCUCGCCUGGCCUGCCCCCUGGUUGGAUUGCUAACUGGAGCCCCGAACACAAUUCAUGGUACUACAUCUUCACUGCUACCGGCGUGACGCAAUGGGAGUACCCGAAUGCUCCACCAGAUCAACCACAGUACUCGCCCACCCCCGACCACCAAAGCCAGCCUUCGUACGACACCCCGGCCGAUACACCAGUUCAGGAUGGAGAUCGCGGCCUGGGAAAAGUCGCGCUUGCCAUGGGCGGCGGCUACUUGCUUGGACACGGGCACAAGCAUGAACAGCACCAACAACAUGGGCUGGGAAAGAUGACGCAGUCAAUGGCAAUGGCUGGUGCGGGUGCAAUUGGAGCCAAAAUCUUCGGGUUAUUCGGGAACAAGCAGCAACAGCAGCAACAGCAGCAACAGCAGCAACAGCAGCACCAAGCAUCACCACCACCACAGCCGCAAGUACAUGUGUAUCCGGUAUACGUACCUGGCCCCCAAGCAGCCCCCUCACCUGGACCUCCGUCGUAUUACGGACAGCCUCCACCUGCAGGGCAGAACUUGGGUCAUUACGGUGGCACCCCGGGCACCCCGGGCACCCCGGGUAUGAUACCGCCUGCCCAACCUUAUCAUCACGGGGGAGUCCAGUCUCCAGUAACUGGUGGCAUGGGCGCCUUCACAACUCAAAAUGGACCACCGCUACACAUAUACGGCGCCGUGUUUGCAGACAGAGACGUCACGCAGAUAGUCAAAAGUCUCGUCACCCUUCAGCAGACACUGACGCUAUCUGGAGAGACUCUGGCCGAGAAACUUGGGGAUCCAUGGCCUGAAGCAGAACGGAAAAUGUUCAACGUCUUGUACUCGUACGGCGAUCGACCUAUGGAGCUUAUCGCAGCUGAGUUGGUCAUGCCCGUCGACUGA
Molecule: messenger RNA, 942 nt
Organism: Fusarium vanettenii 77-13-4
Lineage: Eukaryota; Fungi; Ascomycota; Sordariomycetes; Hypocreales; Nectriaceae
Exons: 2
Coding region: 1-942 (313 amino acids)
Molecular function (GO): protein binding
Source: RefSeq, a predicted model, not a curated record